AUGGAGAACGAAAGCGACGUCUGCGAAGCGCACGUGUGGCAGGCGGAGGGCGGGCUGACCGAGGCGGCGCUGCUGGAGGUGUUCGCGUGGCUGGGCGGCGCGGAGCUGGCGCGCGCGGGCGCCGUGUGCCGCGCCUGGCGCGCCGCCGCCGCCGCGCCCGCGCUGUGGCGCCGCCUGCUGGCGCGCGCGCCCGGCGCAGCCUCGCUGGACGCGCUCUACGAGAGCCGUGAAUGGCGGUCGGAGUACGUGAACGCGGCGGCGCCCUGGGAGCUGCGCGCGCGCCUGUCCGCGGGCGCGCCGCUGGUGCACGCCGCGCUGGCGCCCGGCGGCGCGCGCCUGGCGCUGGCCACCGACGACGCCGCGGUCCUGAUUUGGGAGCGAACCGAGCAAGACCAGUGGCGCCCGGCGUGGAGCCGCAGCGUGCGCGCGCGCGGCUGGCGGGGCGUGGCGCGCGCCGAGUGGCCGCGCGCCGACAGCCGCCGCCUGCUGCUGGCCGGCCCGCUCGCCGCCGCGCGCCGCUGGGAGCUGCUCGUGCUGCAGCAGCAAGAGCGCGAGGAGGAGUGGUGCGUGGUGAGCCGCGCGGGCUGCAGCGCGGGCGCGGGCGGCUGCUGGGCGGGCGGCGCCGCCUUCGUGGCGCUGGAGCUGCGCCAGCUCGGCGCCGCGCACUACGCCACCACCGUCUGGCUCAACGCGGCCACGCAGGAGACUCAGUCGGAGUACGCAGGGGUGACAACGCCGCUGCUGCGAGUGUACAACGAGGAUAAAGCGACUAUCACGCACGUGGCGGUGGCCGAGGCGCCGCUGGACUGCGCCGGUGACCGGGCGCUCCGUGACUCAAGCCAGGUAGGGCAAUCAAGAACUCACGCCACACUCCAGACACUAGUGUGCGGUUUCAGUGGAACCAGCGGCGCACUGCGUGCGUGGGGUCUGAGCGCCCUCCAGCCGCCGCCGCUCCUCGCGACCGGCGACCUGCGCUCGCGCGCCGCCUCCCGCCGCGCCGCCCGCCGCGCCGCCGCCGCCGACCCCGACGCCGACGCCGCUGAACCAGAACUAGACGAGGCCGCGGUGCGAGCCAUGUGCAUACCUCAUGAGCACGAGUGCCGACUGCCUGGGCCUCUUGUCGGCCUUGUCAUACAAACAGACGGGCGCUGCGCGUGGGCGUGCACGGCGGGCGCGCGCGUCACGUGCGUGGCGCUGCCGGCGCUGCGCGCGCUGCGCUGCCUCGCGCCGCCCGCCCCCGACCCCGCGCCCGCCCUGCUCGACCUUCACUACGUGCAUCCAGCCGUCUCGGACUACUACAUAGUUGCUUACUUGGCGGCGCUGCAGCAGCAAAAAGGUCCCCGUCUCAGCAUGUGUCAAGUGCAUACCACAUGA
This is a messenger RNA of Ostrinia nubilalis (European corn borer), 1374 nucleotides long. RefSeq names its product F-box/WD repeat-containing protein 5-like (gene Fbw5). Gene Ontology annotation, molecular function: protein binding. Gene Ontology annotation, biological process: protein ubiquitination. The record is from RefSeq and is a predicted model, not a curated record. NCBI's taxonomy places the organism in Eukaryota, Metazoa, Arthropoda, Insecta, Lepidoptera, Crambidae. Gene Ontology annotation, cellular component: SCF ubiquitin ligase complex; Cul4-RING E3 ubiquitin ligase complex. The transcript has 9 exons. The coding region runs from base 1 to 1374 and encodes 457 amino acids.